Molecule: messenger RNA, 1417 nt
Organism: Panicum virgatum (switchgrass)
Lineage: Eukaryota; Viridiplantae; Streptophyta; Magnoliopsida; Poales; Poaceae
Product: bidirectional sugar transporter SWEET2a
Exons: 8
Coding region: 228-962 (244 amino acids)
Biological process (GO): carbohydrate transport
Cellular component (GO): membrane
Molecular function (GO): sugar transmembrane transporter activity
Source: RefSeq, a predicted model, not a curated record
CAAAACCCCCUCCCGGCCCGUCUCCAGAUCCCACCAAGCCUGUCAGGGCCUCCCCUUCCUCGGCUGGCGACAGGCAACCGCUGCCGCCGCCCCUGCUAAUAUAUUCAGAAGUCAGAACCGUGCCGAGCAGAGCAGUACUGCGGAGCAAGUAGAAUAGGCGUAAUCUUCCCUCCGUCGAAGGAAGGGGAGGAGGCUGGAGAUACCGGUGGGCGGCGGCUGGGGGCGCCAUGGAUUGGGCUGUUCCGGCAUUGAUGAACUCCGUAGCCGACGGGCCGUCCUACCGGGACCUCUGCUGCUACGGGGCCGGAAUCGCAGGGAACGUCUUCGCCUUCGUCCUCUUCAUCUCCCCACUGCCGACAUUCAGGCGGAUCGUUCGGAAUGGAUCCACGGAGCAGUUCUCGGCCAUGCCGUACAUCUACUCGCUCCUCAACUGCCUCAUCUGCAUGUGGUACGGCCUGCCCUUCGUCUCGUACGGCGUCAUCCUCGUCACCACCGUCAACUCCAUUGGCGCCGCCUUCCAGCUCGCCUACACCGCCGUAUUCAUCGCCUUUGCUGACGCCAAUGAGAGGUUGAAGGUCUCUGGUCUCCUGGCAGCCGUAUUUGUGGUGUUCGGCGUGAUUGUGUAUGUUAGUUUGGCGUUGCUUCAUCACAGUACACGACAGACUUUCGUCGGAUAUCUCAGUGUCGCAUCCCUCAUAUUCAUGUUCGCGUCCCCCUUGUCCAUCAUUAAUCUGGUCAUCAGGACAAAGAGUGUGGAGUACAUGCCCUUCUAUUUGUCAUUAUCUAUGUUCCUGAUGAGUGUAUCGUUCUUCGUAUAUGGGGUGCUGCUGCAUGAUUUCUUCAUAUAUAUUCCAAACGGGAUUGGAACCAUAUUGGGUGUCAUACAGCUGUUGCUGUAUGCCUACUUCAGAAAAGGAUCAAGAGGGGAAGACAGGCUGCCAUUGCUAGUCACACAUACAUGAGCAUGCCAAAGAACAAGGUGCAUUGUCGAAGUUUUGGAAAUUCUUCAGGCGUGUACAGUCGUUGCUUUAUUCUGCUUUUGUAUGCUUGGAAUUCAGAUGAGAAAUUUGACCUGUCACUGCUGAAUAGGCAGCCUAUCACAUUGAUGGGAGUCAAGGCCGAGGUUAUCUGAAGACAGAAGACACCAAUUGCCGUGGUUGUCCAAAUCGUUUCGUUUCAGUUAAAAGUACGCUGUCUAUCGGUUAUGAGUACACGCAACAAGAGUCAUAGCUUCGCUGUAUAUUCCACGGUAGAUGCUGCGAAUUGUUGGAAUCAUUUGUUUAAAUAUAUAUGUAUAUAUAAAUUGAAUAAAGUUUUGUAUAGCAUUGUUGUUGCGUGGACUUCAUCAAUGGAUGGGGCCUCCUGCAUGUACACUAAAAACAAGGAGAUUUGGUAAUAAAAGAGGAUUGUUUCAUCA